Messenger RNA from Marchantia polymorpha subsp. ruderalis, 2502 nucleotides. The record is from the annotation of a GenBank genome assembly. Lineage: Eukaryota; Viridiplantae; Streptophyta; Marchantiopsida; Marchantiales; Marchantiaceae.
CAGCUCUCGUUCUCUCAUCCAUCCCCCUCGAUCCUCAAGGACCUCCACCACGACCACGACCACAACGACGACGACGAGGAGCUCCUCCCAAACCGAAUUCCUUGCUCCUUCUUCUUCUCCUCGUUGUGACACGAGCUUCCCCAUUGUUUCUGCUGCUGCUGCUGUGACCUAGAUUGGCCCUGUGGCUGCAGAAGAGCGAGAUUUCUCGAUAGAGAUUGCGGAGAUUUAAUCGUUUGUUCGUCAUUUGAUCGAGAGAAGAGCGUCGCUUGCAUUGCGUUUAGUGGGUCGAGAAAGCAUGGCGAUGGCGGGAGUGGCAGCCGGCGGAGUUGGGGCUCUGACCCUGCCGCGAGCAGGUGCCGGAUCCAAUAAGCGCCUGGCGUCGAGCCGAGGAGGCCUGCGGGGAGUGCGUCUCGUGGCUGCUGGGAAGAAUGGUGGCGUCGGCGAGGUUGUGAAGGUCGACGGAUUGUGCGUGUCGGCGGUGCACGCCAUCGAGCCUUCCGUCGAGGCGAUUGAAGCUCCUCAGAGUCAUCGCAAGACCUGGAAGGUCGAUAGCUGGAAGCAAAAGAAGGCGUUGCAGCUCCCCAUGUACCCUGAUGCGGAAGAGCUGGCGAGAGUUACCGAAGCGCUGGCUGAUUACCCUCCUCUGGUCUUCGCCGGAGAGGCCCGAAACUUGGAGGAGAAAUUAGGCGAGGCUGCUCUAGGAAAAGCUUUCUUGCUGCAAGGAGGAGAUUGUGCCGAGAGCUUCAAAGAAUUCAACGCCAACAACAUUCGAGAUACUUUCCGUGUGCUCCUGCAAAUGGGAGUCGUCCUCAUGUUCGGAGGACAAAUGCCCGUUGUCAAGCUUGGACGCAUGGCUGGCCAGUUCGCCAAGCCCCGCUCCGCAAACGAUGAAACCUUCGACGGAGUGUCGCUCCCAGCGUACCGUGGAGACAUCAUCAAUGGAGAUGUGUUCGACGAGAAGUCCCGCAUUCCCGACCCACACCGAAUGGUUCGUGCCUACAGCCAGGCUGCUGCUACCUUGAAUCUUCUCCGCGCCUUCGCCACAGGAGGUUACGCCGCCAUGCAGCGUGUGACCCAGUGGAAUCUUGACUUCAUGCACAACGAGCAAGGUGACAGGUACCGUGAAUUGGCCAACCGAGUGGACGAGGCCUUGGGAUUCAUGUCGGCUUGUGGAUUGACUCUCGACCACCCUAUCAUGAAGUCCACCGAGUUCUGGACUUCACACGAGUGUUUGUUGUUGCCGUACGAGCAAGCUCUGACCCGCGAGGAUUCCACAUCCGGCCUCUUUUACGACUGUUCCGCCCACUUCCUGUGGAUCGGAGAGAGAACCAGGCAGCUCGACGGUGCGCAUGUGGAAUUUCUUAAGGGAGUGUCCAAUCCCAUCGGUGUUAAGGUCAGUGACAAGAUGGACCCUGCAGAAUUGGUGAGGUUGUGUGAAAUUCUUAACCCAUCAAACAAGCCCGGUCGAUUGACCGUUAUCGUGAGAAUGGGUGCCGCCAAGCUCCGUGCCCACCUCCCGGCUCUGAUCCGAGCUGUGCGACAGGCAGGCAUCAUCGUGACCUGGGUCAGUGACCCAAUGCACGGUAACACCAUCAAGGCCCCAGGCCAUGGUUUGAAGACCCGACCAUUUGACGACAUCAGGGCUGAGCUGAGGGCGUUCUUCGAUGUCCACGAACAAGAGGGUACUCACGCCGGAGGAGUUCACCUGGAAAUGACCGGACAGAACGUGACCGAGUGCAUCGGUGGAGCUAACAACCUCCUGUUCGAAGACCUGAGCUCACGCUACCACACUCACUGUGACCCUAGACUGAACGCUUCACAAUCUCUCGAGUUGGCCUUCAUCAUCGCAGAGAGACUCAGGAAGAGCCGACUUACAAAGAAGGAAGACGUCAAGAGCAUUCUGCCUUUCUAAAAAUCUGAUGACGUCUCGUGUCUGUGAAUAUUUCGGCGUUCAUGCGUAAGAAGCAUUUCUUUGGCAGGCUGCCAGGAAGGUAGUACUAACACAUUGAAUUCACUGCGGUUGCGAGCUUCUGAAUCUCAGUUGAUUGGACAGAUUGAUCUGAGUUUUGUAGGUGUAGAGGAUUCGGGGCGUACAAUCGUGAUUCACCUAGAGCUAGGUAACCUGGCCCAACAUCCUCGUGAUGUCCCCAUCCGUCCAAGCCGUCUCUGUGGAGUAGUCGUCAUAGUAAAAGAAUCCCCAUGGGAGACCUGUAAGAGCAAGAGAUAGUACACAUUCUCAUAAUUGGAGUUGUGCAACUAGAUUAUCAACUCAGUACUUUCGGAAAACCUUGAAGAAAGUAUUCUCUAAUUGUAUAUCUAUGGUUUGGAAAACAGCAAUUCUUUCUGGGCUAUCAUUCACAAAUAUGCGAUCUCUCUAGCCUAGAGUAAUGUAGACAGCCUAGUCGCUUUCGUUCGUGGAAGCGUUUCUAUCAUUUCAUAGGAGAAUGUAAUUUGGACUCCCAGUCUACUUAGAAAUUAAUACAAAAGAUUUUCUAAAUAUGC